AUGGCUGCCAUGUGGACGUUGCUCUCAGUCUUUCUUUGUAUCUCAACAGUCCAGGGUGAGGAUGAGACGUGUGCCACUUGCGGCCAGUCUCCUCCUGCCCAGUCAGCAGCUCUGUUGCAAAGCUCAGUCCAGCGCAACUCCAAGACUGCAGUAGGACCACACGUCUUCAGCCCCGCACAGCUGUUUGGGCCAGGGCCAAUGGGUCGCCACGUGUCGCAGACGCAGAUGGGGCGCAUGGGACCUCGGAUGGGCCCACAUCCCCAUCAGCGCAUGAGCCAGCCACACUUCAGUUUCGAACAGCGCCGUGCUGGUGGGCAGAGCAAGGGUGAAAGCCUCUACGGCGGUGCGGUGCUAACCCCGUGCCAAGAUCCAAGUGCCUGGACUCCUGAAAAGGAUGUCUAUGGCUGGUGUGACAUGUACUCCAUGCCAGUUCAGCCUGAUGCAGCAACCUGCGAUGCUGGCGAUGGGUGCAGGUAUUCUUAUGGAUACUGCUACUGUGACAAGAAGGAGGGUUGCAAUGCAGUCGGUGGCACUUGGAAUGGAUAUACAUGCAGGGAAGAAAUGGAAAACAUGUUUCCAGACUACUUGGAGAAGAUCCGCGAAGCAGCAGCUGCUGGCACUUGUGAAGGCAAAGAUCAUUAUGGCUACGGGGUCAAGGACAUGGUUGCAUACCCUGCAAUGAUGUGCUGCACCGACUACCCUUCCACCAUGUGCGAGCACAACGUGCAGCCCAUGACUCCUUGCAAGAGCGAAGCAGAGUUUCUGCCUGAUGCCUAUGCCUGGGCCUACUGCGACCUGUCAGCUACCAACCCUCCCAAGGAAACAUGUGACGCAACCCCAGACUGCAAAGAGGAAUGGGGCUGGUGCAACUGCCAAAGCAAGGCAUCUUGCGAACUCUUGGGGGGCUAUUUCCAGGGUGGCACUUGCAAGGAUGAGAUGAAGUGGUGGAAUCCUGGUGAUCACAAAGGUGUGAAGGAAGCACUCGACAAGGGGACCUGUGCAGGAGUGGAGGGAGCCUGGGGUGACAUCAAGUACCAGGUGGACUGGAUCGGACAUCUCUGCUGUGCCUCGAAAAAGUCCGUCUGUGAGGAGUUGGAUCAUUACGACUCCGGAGCGUUCAAAGCCCAAAAUCUCAUUUUGCCCGUUUCAAAAACCGCUACAGCUGCGUCUGCCAUGGCUGCCAUGUGGACGUUGCUCUCAGUCUUUCUUUGUAUCUCAGCAGUCCGGGGUGAGGAUGAGACGUGUGCCACUUGCGGCCAGUCUCCUCCUGCCCAGUCAGCAGCUCUGUUGCAAAGCUCAGUCCAGCGCAACUCCAAGACUGCAGUAGGACCACACGUCUUCAGCCCCGCACAGCUGUUUGGGCCAGGGCCAAUGGGUCGCCACGUGUCGCAGACGCAGAUGGGGCGCACGGGACUUCGGAUGGGCCGACAUCCCCAUCAGCGCAUGAGCCAGCCACACUUCAGUUUCGAACAGCGCCGUGCUGGUGGGCAGAGCAAGGGUGAAAGCCUCUACGGCGGUGCGGUGCUAACCCCGUGCCAAGACCCAAGUGCCUGGACUCCUGAAAAGGACAUUGCCGGCUGGUGUGACAUGUACUCCAUGCCAGUUCAGCCUGAUGCAGCAACCUGCGAUACUGGCGAUGGGUGCAGGUAUUCUUAUGGAUACUGCUACUGUGACAAGAAGGAGGGUUGCGAUGCAGUCGGUGGCACUUGGAACCCAUACACGUGUAAAAAGUCGCUGGAGGACUUGCCAGCGACCUACAUUGAGAAGAUAGAAGAAGCCAAGAGGGCCGGUACUUGUGAAGGCUUUGAUGUGCAUGGAUACAAGGUCAAGGAUAUGGUGGCAUGGCCUGCAACGCAGUGCUGCACCGACGCUCCCUCCAGCAUGUGCGAGCACAACGUGCAGCCCAUGAAUCCGUGCAAGAAUCAAGCAGCUUUUCUCCCAGAUGCCUAUGCAUAUGCCUAUUGUGACACGUCUGAAGUCAGCCCCUCGAAGGAGCAGUGUGAGGCCGUUCCUGGCUGCAAAGAGGAACAUGGCUGGUGUCAAUGCCACAGCAAAUGCGCUUGCGAGCUAUUGGGAGGCCACUUCUGGGGCAUGACAUGUCAGGAGGAGGUUAAGAACUGGUAUCCCGGUGCUCACAAAGGUGUGAAGGAAGCACUCGACAAGGGGACCUGUGCAGGAGUGGAGGGAGCCUGGGGUGACAUCAAGUACCAGGUGGACUGGGUCGGACAUGCCUGUUGUGUAUCGCAAAAGUCCGUUUGUGAGGAGUUGGAUAAUUACGAUUCCGGAUACUCCUCGAUGUACUGA
This is a messenger RNA of Cladocopium goreaui, 2304 nucleotides long. The record is from the annotation of a GenBank genome assembly. Lineage: Eukaryota; Dinophyceae; Suessiales; Symbiodiniaceae.